AAACCGGCGUGCCGCCGCCUGGUCGCCUAGCAACGGCUAGGCGCGGAGCUAUGGAGGCAGCCGAAAGCCGGGAGAGCCAAGCCAGGGAGUAUUUGGAAAAACACCGGAUCCUGGAGCUGCUGAACUACCUCACCAGCUCCCUUCUCUUUUUCCGGCCCGAACAACCAAGAGAAUAUUUAAUAACUCUAUUGGAACGUCUGAGAACUGCCAAACUAACAGGUGUGGCCUUUCCUUUCUUUAUGGAUCAUUCUAACAUCGUGGCUAUGUUUGAGAUGAUGGACCCCUCCAAGAGAGGCACCAUAUCAUUUGUGCAAUAUAAAGAAGCCCUACAAACGCUGGGUCUGUGUCCUGCAGGUGAAGUUUUAAAAGAUGUUGGACGUACAGUAUCUUUGGAUGAUUUCAGGGAUGAAGUAUCUUGGAAGGUUGAGUUUGGGAAGGAUGGCUGGGAAGAAAGAGGUAAGGUGUUUGGAGCCUACUUACUUUUCUCCUCGAUGUUCUUCCUUUCAUUACCACUUUCCGAGCAGCACUACAAGGAGAACAGGUGUGACAAUCACAUUAAGUUUGAAGUAGUAUAUGGAACUCACACGAGCCUCCCAAAGGGAGGACGAGACAGGUCCCAGACACCCUCCCCUGGGGACUUCCUGAGUGGCCAGAGCCGUUUGAAUUAGGGCCACCUCCCUGGAGACAUCACUGCCACCUUCCCAGGAGGUCUGCGUCGCCUCCCAAGGACCUGGUGCUGCCUUGCUAGGCCACCAGGGCCACCUUUCCAGAGAGAUGUCAUCUCGCCGGGGCUGCCAGGGCCGCCUCACUGGGACUACCUCCUCUAGGAGGUACUGCAAGGGACUCUACCCCGGGCCGCGGGGUCCGGGAACCACCUUCACAAGCUUCCAAGGCCACGUCGGCAGGGCAAUCUCCCCUGGGAGGUCUGUGCCACCUCACCGGGCCACCACUGUCCCAUCCUGCCAGGGCCGCCUCACCGGAGCUGCCGGCGCGUCGCCGAUCUCCCCGGCUGGUAGCAUCCCGCCUCCGCGCGAGUCCUCGGCUCCAUGCGCAGCCAGCGCGGCCCGCGGAGUCCGGCUCAGGCCAGCAACAGACGGUGGAUCGGCCUUGGCGGCCGGAGGGCUGAGCGCCACCGCCACUUCCUCUCGCUGUCUCUCUAGGUUCUUCCUCUCGGGCCAGAGAGGCCCCGUCUGCGCAGCCGCCGGCCGUGCUCUGUCGCUCUCCCUGCCGGCCGGGGGUCGGGACGGCAGCUCAGGAAGC
This is a messenger RNA of Lemur catta (Ring-tailed lemur), 1260 nucleotides long. RefSeq names its product EF-hand calcium binding domain 10 (gene EFCAB10). The transcript is spliced from 4 exons. NCBI's taxonomy places the organism in Eukaryota, Metazoa, Chordata, Mammalia, Primates, Lemuridae. The record is from RefSeq and is a predicted model, not a curated record. Gene Ontology annotation, molecular function: calcium ion binding. Bases 51 to 668 code for a protein of 205 amino acids.